Molecule: messenger RNA, 2838 nt
Organism: Rosa rugosa (rugosa rose)
Lineage: Eukaryota; Viridiplantae; Streptophyta; Magnoliopsida; Rosales; Rosaceae
Product: pentatricopeptide repeat-containing protein At5g65560-like
Exons: 1
Coding region: 98-2815 (905 amino acids)
Molecular function (GO): protein binding
Source: RefSeq, a predicted model, not a curated record
AAACCUUUUAAACAUUAAACCCUGAAAAAAAAAAAAAACCCUUAAACCCUAAACCCUAAAUCAAAAAACUUGCCACGCCGCCGCCGCCGCCGCCUUGAUGAUUAGAAAACCGACGGGCACGUUCAAGCACCAACUCUUGUUCUCCUCCUCCUCCUCCUCCUCCUACAGCAGCUGUAGGAGGAGGAGGAUUCCAGCACCAGCACCAGCACCAGCACCAGCACCAGCGGACAACCUCCCUUGCCAGCUCUUCGCCAUCCUCUGCCGCCCAAACUGGCAAAAACACCCCUCCCUCAAAGCCCUUAUCCCCUCCAUAUCCCCCUCCCACGUCUCCUCCCUCUUCUCCCUCAACCCGGUCCACCCCCGAACCGCCCUCCACUUCUUCACCUGGCUCGCCCACAACCACCCCAAAUUCCACCACAACGUCCACUCCCACUCCUCCCUCCUCGCCCUCCUCCUCCGCAACGGCUUCUCCUCCGGCCCCGCCGAGAGGGUCCGCAUUUCCAUGAUUAAGGCUUCAAUUUCUAACGCCGACGCCCGGUUCGUGCUGGACCGGUUGCGCCGGUUCAAGCACGAAUUCGGGUUCAACAUCACUCUCAGGUGUUAUGAUUCUCUUUUAUUCUCAGUUUCCAAGUUGUUAGGGAUUCAAGAUUUGAAAAUGUUGUAUUUGGAAAUGCUGGAGGAUAAAAUCUCCCCUGAUUUGCAUAUAUAUAAUAUCAUGGUGAAUGCUUAUUGUAGAUUAGGCAAUGUAGUUGAGGCUGGUGUCUAUGUUGGUAAGAUCGUUGAGGCGGGUUUGAAGCCGAAUACCAAUACUUUCAAUUCUUUGAUAAUGGGGCAUUGUAGGAAUAAGGAUGUGGAUAGUGCUUACAGGACUUUUAAGGCCAUCCCCAACAAGGGUUGUGCAAGAGAUGUGGUUUCCUACAAUGUGUUGAUACACGGGCUCUGUGAGGCUGGCAGGAGUCACGAGGCGUUUGAGUUGUACUCUAAUAUGGAGAAGGAUGAGUGUUUACCAGAUGCGCCCACGUAUAAUGUUCUUAUUCAUGCAUUGUGUAGAGGGGGGAGGAGAUUGGAAGGGAUGAGUUUGUUUAAGGAGAUGAAAGAGAAGGGUUGUGAGCCUAGUGUAAAUACUUAUAAUGUGCUCAUUACUAGCCUGUGUGACGAAAACAAGCUUCAGUAUGCUAGCAAGGUUCUAGACCUGAUGUCGGGGAAAGGGUUGGUUCCCGAUGUUGUCACCUACAAUGCAUUGAUUGAUGGGUAUUGCAAGGAGGGAGCGGUUGAGGCUGCGUUUGGGAUUCUGGGUUUGAUGGAAUCUAACAACUGUCGUCCAAAUGCUCGCACCUUUACUGAAUUGAUUCAUGGGUUUUGUAAAAGGAAUAAUGUGCACCAGGCAAUGGCGCUUCUUGAUAGGAUGCUUGAACGGAAGCUCUCACCAGACCGGAUUACAUAUAAUUCAUUGAUCAAUGGGCAGUGUAAAGCAGGUCAUGUAGAUAGUGCUUAUAGGUUGCUUAGUUUGAUGAAACAUAGUGGUUUAGUUCCUGACCAGUGGACUUACAGUGUUAUCAUCGACAGUCUCUGUAAGUUGGGGAGAUUAGAAGAAGCUCAAGUCCUCUUCGAUUCUCUCAAGGACAAAGGCAUCAAGUCUAAUGAAGUGAUAUUUACUGCUUUACUUGAUGGUUACUGCAAGGUUGGGAAAAUCGAUGAUGCUCGCACUUUAUUUAAUAGAAUGCUUGCCGAGGGUUGUUUCCCAAACUCAUAUACUUACUGUGCCUUCCUAGGUGGGCUGUGCAAAGAGGGAAAAACAAAGGAAGCAUUAUCAGUGGUGGAACAGAUGCUAAGUAGUGGUGUGAAGCCUACAGUCCACACUUGUAACGUUCUAAUUAACCAUGUGCUGAAAGAAGGGGAUUUCAACCAUGCUCAGAGGUUUUUGAAUGAAUUUGUUUCUCUUGGUUACCGACCUGAUGCAGUUAUGUACGGUACAUUUGUUCAUGCAUAUUGCAGCAUAGAUAAUAUAAAAGAAGCAGAGAAGGUAAUGACUAAGAUGGAUGAAGAAGGAAUUUCUGCAGAUUCAUUGACAUACGCAUUUUUAAUCGAGGCAUAUCUUCGUUUGGGAUUAAUAGAUUCUGCAUUUGAUGUCUUUAAGCGCAUGUUUGAUGCUCAUUGCAACCCUUGUCAUCGCAUCUAUUACUUGCUCAUCAAACACCUGUCAAAUGAAAAGUUGCUGCAGACCGACGAAAAUGUAGUAGGACUUCAUAUGGUUUCAAGUGUCCCAUCAGCUGAUAUGUGGAAGACAGUGGAUUUUGAAAUUGCUUUAGAGCUCCUUGAGAAGAUGAAUGAACAUGGUUGUGCACCGAAUGUGAAAACUUACGGCGAGCUUAUAGUAGCACUUUGCAAAGUUAGGAACUUGGAAGUAGCCCGUAAGUUGUAUGCUCAUAUGAGAGAUACCAGCAUUUCUCCUAGUGAGGAUAUUUGUAACUCUCUUCUUAAAUGUUGCUGCGAGUUGAAAGUGUAUGGAGAAGCAGCUAUUCUGGUGGACGCUAUGAUUCAGCUUGGUUAUUUACCAGCAUUGGAGUCGUGCAAAUUGCUUGUAUGUGGACUUUUUGAAGAAGAGAAUAACGAGAAGGCAAAUUCUGUUUUCUGCAGAAUUCUUUGUUGCGCGUAUAACUACGAUGAAGUAGCCUGGAAAGUUCUUCUUGAAGGUUUACUUAAGAGGGGUCAUAUCAAUAGAUGCUCUGAGAUGGUAACCGUCAUCGAAAAUAUGGGUUACAAGCUUCAUCCUGAGACCUAUUCAAUGUUAAUUGAGGGAUUUGAUGGAAUAUAAUACUGAUCUUCAAUGUUGUUUUA